GACUCGUGUCACUUCCGGUUGAUGACGCAGUUCCGCUUUGCUGGGCGCGCGGUGGAUAGUCUGAGAGGAGAGCUGGGCUUUCACUGAACCUUCCGACUAUAGCCCAGCAUGUCUUCUUCCCGAGCCUCCUCCACGGCAGCCAAAACUAAGGCACCUGAUGACUUAGUUGCUCCUGUUGUAAAGAAACCUCACAUCUAUUAUGGAAGUCUGGAAGAGAAGGAGAGGGAGCGUCUGGCUAAAGGAGAGUCUGGAAUUUUGGGGAAAGAAGGACUUAAAGCAGGAAUUGAAGCAGGAAAUAUUAACAUCGCCUCUGGAGAAGUGUUUGAAAUUGAAGAGCACAUCAGUGAGCGACAGGCUGAAGUAUUAGCUGAGUUUGAGAGACGGAAGCGAGCCCGGCAAAUUAAUGUUUCCACGGAUGACUCAGAAGUCAAGGCUUGUCUUAGAGCCUUGGGGGAACCCAUCACACUUUUUGGUGAGGGUCCUGCUGAAAGAAGAGAAAGAUUAAGGAACAUCCUCUCAGUAGUUGGUACUGAUGCCUUAAAAAAAACCAAAAAGGAUGAUGAGAAAUCCAAGAAGUCUAAAGAAGAGUAUCAACAGACCUGGUACCAUGAAGGCCCAAACAGUCUGAAAGUUGCUAGACUGUGGAUUGCUAAUUACUCACUGCCCAGGGCCAUGAAACGCUUAGAAGAAGCCCGUCUUCAUAAAGAGAUUCCUGAGACAACUAGGACCUCGCAGAUACAAGAGCUGCACAAAUCACUUCGGUCUUUGAAUAAUUUCUGCAGUCAAAUUGGAGAUGACCGACCUAUCUCCUACUGUCAUUUUAGUCCCAAUUCCAAAGUGCUCGCCACAGCCUGUUGGAGUGGGCUUUGCAAGCUCUGGUCUGUUCCUGAUUGCAACCUCCUUCACACUCUUAGAGGUCAUAACACAAAUGUAGGAGCAAUUGUAUUUCAUCCCAAAUCCACUGUCUCCUUGGAUCAAAAAGAUGUCAACCUGGCCUCUUGUGCUGCUGAUGGUUCUGUGAAGCUUUGGAGCCUUGACAGUGAUGAGCCAGUAGCAGAUAUUGAAGGUCAUACAGUGCGUGUGGCACGAGUAAUGUGGCAUCCUUCAGGGCGUUUCUUGGGCACUACCUGUUAUGACCGUUCAUGGCGAUUAUGGGAUUUGGAAGCACAAGAGGAGAUACUACAUCAAGAAGGCCACAGCAUGGGUGUCUAUGAUAUAGCCUUCCACCAAGAUGGCUCUUUGGCUGGUACUGGAGGAUUGGAUGCAUUUGGUCGAGUUUGGGACCUGCGCACAGGACGUUGCAUCAUGUUCCUAGAAGGACACCUGAAAGAAAUCUAUGGAAUAAGCUUCUCCCCCAAUGGUUACCAUAUUGCAACUGGUAGUGGUGACAAUACCUGUAAAGUGUGGGACCUUCGACAGCGACGUUGUGUCUAUACCAUCCCUGCCCAUCAAAAUUUAGUGACUGGUGUCAAGUUUGAGCCUAUCCAUGGGAACUUCUUGCUCACUGGUGCAUAUGAUAACACAGCCAAGAUCUGGACCCACCCAGGCUGGUCCCCACUGAAGACUCUGGCUGGCCAUGAAGGCAAAGUGAUGGGCCUUGAUAUUUCUUCUGAUGGUCAACUUAUAGCCACUUGUUCAUAUGACAGGACCUUCAAGCUCUGGAUGGCUGAGUAGGCAGGACCAUGGAAAAGGACUCUAAAUUCCAGCUCACCCUUAAGAGCCAUUUUCAAAAGAAUGGAAUUGAAAUGUUUUGUUCUAUCAUGGUGUUGCUUUCUUUUUAUUUUUUCCAAUUACAGACCAUUUGUAGAAUUGGAUUUUCAUGUCAGCCCCCACUCCAGGCAGGCAGCUCUGUUCCUGGAUGUUGGUGAACUUUUUUCAUGGUUGAAGUUUUAAUUUUCAUCUUCAAACCCCACCACGAACUGUGCAGACUUUGUUUUUUGUUUAAGUGCCCUGUUGCCUCCCUCAAGCACUCAGGACUGUGACUGACUCCAUUGUAAUCCUUGAAGCUUGGCUUUCCAUUAUGGUAUAUAUCCUGAACUAUAUGUGAGCCACAGAGCAAGGCAGCUGGACUAUGAUUUGGAAGCCUUCAAACCUCAACACAUGCUGGUUAAACAACUCCUGGCCUAAGAAUCAUCUCUAUACUUUGAGAAUAGAUGUUACCGAAGCAGACUCAGCUGUGCGUAGAGUUAUACAAUAAAAAAGAGCAUAUCUCUUCCUGUUGAGUUUGCUUGGAAUGCUAAUAACUGCAUCAGGAAGUGCAGAAUUGAUCAUCCGCCUUGUCAGAAAAUGUUUUCCAUUUUGCUUUUAAGUUUGACAUCUUUUAUGUUAGCCUAAAGCUAGGCCAUUGUGUGAAGAGCCAAUGAAAUUUUUAGAAAGCAAACAUGAAGUCACUAUUGAAUAGCCUUUCUGCUGGCUACUUAAAUGAUGUACCUUUUAUAUUAAAGUAAUCCAAAAAAAAAAAAAAAUCCCUAAUGGAUAUUCCUAGACAAACUUUUUUCUCCCUUUCAUUACAUGCUUUCUGAAGACCAAAAUCCUGUUAUAAAAUUAUCCUUAAAAGUUGUGUGUAUGUAUUUUGAGCUCAAAUGAUAGCUCACUGUGUAGGACCCAUGUGUACAGCUAUAGCUUUGAUUCCCAGCAUCAUAUGAAAAUACCACAGAAGGGGCUGGGUGGUAGCACACCUGGUUGGGUGCACAUGUUACAGUGCACAAGGACCCAGUUUCAAGUCCCCCGUCCCCACCUGCAAGGGGAAAGCUUCACGAGUGCUAAAGCAGAGCUGCACGUGUUUCUCUCUCCCUCUCUCUCUCUCUCUCUCUCUCUCUCUGUUACCACCUUCCUUUUCCAUUUCUGGCUGUCUCUAUCUAAUAAAGAUUAAAGAGAAAAAAAAAGAAAUAAAAUACCACAGAGUAAAAGGGGUUGGAGGAAGUAAGUGGUGGCAUGCCUAGUUAGGUGCACACAUUACAGUGCUUAAAGGAUGCAUGUUCAAGCCCCUGGUCCCCACCUGCAUGAAGCAGUGCUGCAGGUGUCUGUGUUUAUCUCUACCUCCACUCUCAAUUUCUGUCUUUCCAGUAAUAAAUAAAAAUAGUUUUAAAAUAAGGAAAGAAAUGAAAAUAGCACAGAGGCACCAGGGGGACACUCUGAUGCUAUGGUAUUUUUCUGUCUCUGUCUAAGUGAAUGAAUUGGGUGGUGAAAUAGUGCGUUCACAAGGCACCAGCUCUAGAACAAAAUGUUUUUGGAAUAUAGUUGAACAUAUUCUGAAUCUGAGCCAUUGACAUUUAGAGCUUAUUUGGGGGGAUUGAGAUGUAAUAAAUGAUCUCAGCCCGGGUGGUGGUGCACCUGGUUAAGUGCUCACAUAGUGCACAAGGACCCAGGUUCAAGCCCCUGCAGGGGACAAGCUUUACAAGUGGGAAAACACUGCUGCAGGUGUCUCUUUGUCUCUCUCUUCUCCCCUCCCCUCUCAAUUUCUGAUUCUUUUUUUUAAAUAUUUUUCUCUUUUGUUGCCCUUAUUUUUUAUUGUUGUAGUUAUUAUUGUUGUUGAUGAUGAUGUCGUCAUUGUUAGAUAGGACAGAGAGAAAUAGAGGAGGGGAAGACAGAGAAGGGGAAAGAAAGACACCUGCAGACCUACUUCACCACCUGUGAAGUAGCUCCCCUGCAGGUGGGGAGCCGAGGGCUGGAACCAGGAUCCUUACAUCAGUCCUUGCACUUUGCGCCACAUGCGCUUAGCUCACUGUGCUACUGUCCGACUCCCCUCAAUUUCUGUUUCUAUCCAAUAAUAAAUAAAUAAAUACAAUGAUCUCAAAAA
Erinaceus europaeus (western European hedgehog) is the source of this 3799-nucleotide messenger RNA. It is a transcript of the gene PRPF4, whose product is annotated as pre-mRNA processing factor 4. The transcript has 14 exons. The record is from RefSeq and is a predicted model, not a curated record. Lineage: Eukaryota; Metazoa; Chordata; Mammalia; Eulipotyphla; Erinaceidae. Gene Ontology annotation, cellular component: U4/U6 x U5 tri-snRNP complex. Bases 109 to 1674 code for a protein of 521 amino acids. Gene Ontology annotation, biological process: mRNA splicing, via spliceosome. Gene Ontology annotation, molecular function: U6 snRNA binding; protein binding; U4 snRNA binding.